AAAAAAGCUAAUACAGACACAAAAUUGCUGACGCUGGCCUAUCUAAAUAAUUCUUUUAUCUGUUAGUUUUGGUGUUAAAAGGAUUUAAAAAAUUUAAAAAAAUUUAGAAAUCUCGAUUGUGAAUUUCGAGGCAAAAUCCAUCGGGCACUCAAUUCGUUGAUUUGAGAUACUAAUACAGAAUGAGUACAUUGGAUGUUCCGAGAGCAGAACUUGCGUUAUUAGUUUUGUAUCUUAACAAGGCUGAAGCGCGAGAUAAGAUAUGCAGGGCAAUUCAAUAUGGUUCGAAAUUCGUCAGCAAUGGACAGCCUGGUACUGCCCAGAAUGUCGAUAAGUCGACCAGCUUGGCUCGGAAAGUUUUCCGUCUUCUUAAGUUUGUCAAUGAUCUUCAUGCUCUCAUUAGCCCAGUUCCUCAAGGAACUCCUCUUCCUCUUGUUUUACUAGGAAAGUCAAAAAAUGCAUUGUUGUCGACGUUCUUAUUUCUUGAUCAAAUAGUUUGGCUUGGUAGAAGCGGCAUUUACAAGAACAAAGAACGCGCUGAGUUACUUGGCAGGAUAUCUCUUUUCUGUUGGAUGGGAUCAUCAGUCUGUACCACCUUGGUUGAGAUUGGAGAGCUCGGAAGGCUAUCUGCAUCGAUGAAGAAGCUAGAGAAGGAGCUCAAGGAUACCGACAAACAUCAAAAUGAGCAAUACCGUGCUAAACUUCAAAAAUCAAACGAGAGGUCACUAGCCCUUGUUAAGGCGGGUAUGGAUAUUGUCGUUGCAGUUGGGCUGCUUCAAUUGACACCCAAGAAGGUUACUCCUCGUGUUACAGGAGCCUUUGGAUUUGUUUCCUCCUUAAUCUCGUGCUAUCAGUUACUUCCAUCGCGACCGAAAGCCAAAACUCUGUGAAGAUACAAGUCGGAUAAUCGCAGUGGAAGUUAUGUUAGUUAAAUAAUCAUUUGGUGUAAACUUUCGAGCUGUUCGCCCUAUCCUAGGUGACCUUUAAAAAGGUCCUCGCUAAUUAACGCCAACGAUAUAGCAGCCUUUGCUGUCACUGUUCAUUAUGCUUGUCCGUAAUGGUAAUAAUAUAUUGAUGUUAUUCUUA
Messenger RNA from Mercurialis annua (annual mercury), 1083 nucleotides. Its product is annotated as peroxisomal membrane protein 11C. Gene Ontology annotation, cellular component: peroxisomal membrane. The coding region runs from base 180 to 887 and encodes 235 amino acids. The transcript has 8 exons. The record is from RefSeq and is a predicted model, not a curated record. Lineage: Eukaryota; Viridiplantae; Streptophyta; Magnoliopsida; Malpighiales; Euphorbiaceae. Gene Ontology annotation, biological process: regulation of peroxisome size; peroxisome fission.